GUGUUUGUGUGACAGCAGGACUUUCAUUUAGGCCUCGCAGGAUUUCAGCCGUCUGGAUCUCUGAGACAUUUCCAAGGGUUUUCUGAUCUGAUCUGCACCAUCAGCGGUCACAUCUCUACACUCGUUCCUCCACCAGCUGAUCGUCAGUGUGAUUUCCCCCCAAACAUAACCACCACAACGCCUCCCUCACCCCCCUCCCCCACAACCACCACGACCCACUGAACAACCAUGGCGCUGUCGUCACGCUUAAAACUGUGGGAGCAGAAGGGAGAUAAAACAGGAGAACAAGCCAGUGCCUGCAGCCGUCCCUCCGCCGCCGCCGCUGUCGACUCUGCCAGGCGGCUUCCUCAAACAACUGGUCAGAGAUUCAGAGAAGGAGACCAAAAAUAAGGAGCCAGAGGUCAAAGAGGAGAAACCGCCAAGUAAACUGAACGACAACCUUGUGCAGCAGUUUCUCCUCCCGGAUCAGACUCCCCCGAUCCUGGAGGCAGAGAUGUCUCUGCGGGCUGAACAACUGCUCAACAGCAGCAAACAGAACAGAUCGGUCUCGGCCCAGUCAGACGGCAGGUCCUCGCCUCGCUGCAUCCUGACUCCUGAAUCUGACCAGAAUCCAGAAACCAGGAAGAACCGAACACCAGAACCCCAAAAGGUAAAACAACUGCAGGAGAAAAAUCCAGAAACGAAUAGCACGAAGAUGCUGCAGGUCGAGAAGAAGAAGAAGAAGAAGGAGGAGGAGGUGACGGAGCAGGUGGGGCCGCUGGAGAAGAAGAAGAAGGAGGAGGUGUUGGAGCAGAGACAGGAGCCAGAGGGGAGGCAGGCUGACGCGAUGAUAACAACAGAUGAGAGGAGGGAGGUGAGGGAUGUGUGGUACGAAGCUGGAACUGUGUGGUACGUCCAGCAGGACGGUUUCACCCGCGCCACUCAGCUGAAGCCGGACGAAGGCACGCCGGAGCUCCCAGACGGCCGAGUGAGGGUCCGUCUGGAGAUGGACGGGACACUGCACGACGUCACCCAGUACGAAGUGGAGAAGUGUAACCCUGCAGAGCUGGACCUGUGUGAGGACCUGAGCGAACUCCAAAGUGUGAACGAAUGUGGAGUUCUGCAGACGCUGACCAGCCGGGCCAAAGCCAACAUGGCGCUGACGCACGCCGGACCGAACCUGGUCAACUUCUGGCCCCCGUUGGAGAGCCACAGCAAGACACCGAAGUCACGGCGAGGACAGUCUGCAUGGGAUGCCCCCCCCGCCCUGGUGGCACUCGUCAGACGGGUUUACGUGUCCAUGGUCGGCAGCCGGAGGGACCAGAGUGUGUGUGCGCUGGGACGCACCGGGACGGGGAAGACAGCGGCAUGCCAGGCUUUCACACUUGCGCUCCUUAAACAAGCUGGAGCAACCGGAUUGAACAUCAGCGUGGAGCGCAUCCAGGCCAUGUUCACCAUCCUCAAGUCUUUUGGCUGCGUGGGCUCUCCUCACAGCGACGCCUCAUCUCGCUUUGCCAUGGUCUUCUCGCUGGACUUCAACCAUGCUGGCCAGGUUGCUGCUGGACACCUGCAAACCAUGAUGUUGGACAAAUGGAAAGUGUGCCAGAAAACUCCAGGAGAGACUAACUUCCUGGUUUUUGCUCAGAUGCUGGCAGGACUCAGCACAGAAAUAAGGACAGAGCUGCAGCUGCACCAGCUCCCAGAAGCCAACUCUUUUGGUAUUGUUCACCCCACCAAGGUCGAGGAGAAGCAGCGUGCAUCCGUUGCCUUCACCAAGCUGUUGACUGCCAUGGAAACGCUGGGCUUCUCGGCCGGUGAGCAGAAAGCCAUCUGGCAUGUUCUGGCUGGUAUCUACCACCUGGGAGCUGCAGGAGUCUGUAAAGUGGGCAGGAGGCAGUUCGUGAACUUCGAGUGUGCUCAGACAGCCAGCAGCGUGCUGGGAUGUGAUGCUGAAGAGUUCAGCAUCGCUGUCUUCAAACAUCACCUGCAGAAGCUGCUGCAGAGGGCCACCGGAGGAGGGGGAGCAGGAGCCGGAGCUGGCAAGAACGAGCCAGAGGAGGGUCCCCGCCUGACGGCUGCUCAGUGCGUGAAUGGUAUGGCCGCUGGACUCUAUGAGGAGCUCUUCACGGCCAUUGUCUCGCUCAUCAACAGGGCUCUGAGCGGGGAGCAGCUAGCGUUAGCCUCCGUCACCGUGGUGGACACGCCGGGUCUGAGGAACCCGAGACAUGCGGCAGAGGAGCGCGGCGCCAGCUGGGCGGAGCUCUGCCACAACUACCUGCAGGAGCGUCUGCUGGAGCACUACCACACACACACCUUCCUGCACACGCUGGAGAGAUACGCUCAGGAGAACGUUCACGUGGACUUUGAGUGUCCGGACAGCAGCCCCACGGAGGUCGUAUCUGCCAUCGACCAGCCGCCUCCACAGGUCCGAGCUGCAGACAGAGACCCGCGAGGUCUGCUGUGGGUGCUGGACGAGGAGAUGGUGACGCCGGCCUCCAGCGAGACUGGGAUCCUGGAGAGAGUCUGCCGGUACUACAGCCAAACCGUGCGUCAGUGCGAGCAGCCGCUGCAGUGUGAAGUGAGCCACCUGAUGGGCCGUGACCCGGUCCGCUACGACCUGACGGGAUGGUUGGGUCUGAUCCAGAACAACCCAUCUGUUCUCAACGCCGUGUGUCUACUAGAGAACUCCUCCAUAGCGGUGGUGAAGGCUAUGUUCACCUCUCGGGUCUCUGUGCCCCCCCUGUGUCGAGGUUUGGGAGGGCUGGAGGGGCGGAGCCAGCGUGCCCUGCAGAGGAAUGGCUCCAUCAGGAAGACGUUCAGCGGCGGGAUGGCAGCCAUACGCCGACACUCUCAGUGCAUCGCUGUGAAGCUGCAGGCGGACGCUCUGGUGAACCUGAUUCGCCGAGCGAGGCCGGUCUUCCUGCAGUGCGUCAACGCCAAGAUGGAAGGAGGAAGUUUUGAUGUUCCAGCACUCAGAGUUCAGCUAAACUCCACCCAGAUCCUGUCGGCCCUGCAGCUCUACCGCAUAGGUUACCCGGAGCACAUGACUCUGAGUGACUUCAGGUGUCACUUUCAGGCUUUAUCUCCUCCCAUCAUGAAACGUUAUGCUUCAAUGUUUGUCAGCCACGACGAGAGAAAGGCAGUGGAGGAGCUGCUGGCGGAGCUGGACCUGGAUAAGAGGAGCAUCGUCAUAGGCGCCAGCAGGGUGUUCAUGAAGCGAGGCGUGCUGCGGUACCUGGAGCAGCAGAGGGAGCAGCAGGUCACCGGUUGGCUGGUCCACCUGCAGGCCUCCGGCAGAGGACACCUGGCUCGGCAGAAGUACCGAAAACUCAAGGUGCAGCAGAUGGCAGUCAGGUGUCUGCAGAGGAAUCUGCGGGCUCUGAAGGUGGCGUCCAAGUGGAGCUGGUGGAAACUUUUCUGCAGAGUUCGUCCUCUGCUGGACGUCAACAUGGACAACGAGAGGUUCAGGGUCAAAGAGGAUGAGAUAACGGCUCUAAGGCGACGGCUGGAAAAAUCAGAGAGGGAAAGGAACGAACUAAGGCAGACGGCCGACGGCCUGGAGACCAGGUUCACAGCUGUGACUUCCGAGCUCAGCGAUGAGCGUUUCCGUGGAGACGCAGUGGGUCAGGCUCUGGAUGUGGAGAGAGCUGAAAGACUUCGACUCAGCCGGGAGAACAAAGAACUGCAGGCUCGCUUGGACCAAUGUAAGGUUACCAUGGAAACCCUGGAGAAACAGCUGGAGGAGGAGAAGCAGAAAGUAAAGGUUGCUGAGAGUCAGAGAGGAGGUGGAACAGAGAAUGAGCUGGCCAUGCAGCUGGAGUGCUGCCAAACAGAGGUGGAGUUCGUCCGCAGACGGCUGAAGCAGACGGAGGAAAAGCUGGAGGCCGAGAGGCAGACGAGAGAGCAGGUGGAUACCAAGGUCACGGCGCUGCAGGCCCAGUUGGAGCAGUCCAGAAGGGCCGCGAUAGAGCUCAAACGGCAGUGCCGCCAUGUCACCUCAGACCUUCACGACACCCGGGUUCUGACGGACAGUCUACAGGGUCGCCUGCACGAGCUGGAGCGCAAAAAGCGGAGGUUUGACAACGAGCUGACUCAGGCUCUGGAGGAGGCAGAGAAUGAGAGGGAGCAGAAGGAAAAGGUCCACCAGGAAAACAUGGCCCUGGGCACAGAAAUAUUCAACCUGCGCCGAACCCUGCAGGAGAGCCAGUCGGAGGUGAGCCGUCUUCAGCAGCAGAAAGAUGAGUUGUGUGCUCAGAUCCGGGACCUCAGUCUGCCCGUUCACCUGGUCUCAGAGUCGGUGCCGGAUCUGAAGAAGCAGCUUCGCCUCCUGGAGACCCAAGCCAGCGAGAGAGCAGAGGAGAUCUCCAAACUCACUGCCAAAAUCCAGCAACAGCAGCAGAUCCACAUGAGGUUUGAGAUGGAGAUGGAGAGGAUGAAGCAGAUCCAUCAAAAGGAGCUGGAAGAUAAAGAUGAGGAGCUGGAAGAUGUCCACAAGUCCUCUCAGAGACGGCUGCGGCAGCUGGAGAUGCAGUUGGAGCAGGAGUACGAGGAGAAGCAGAUGGUGAUUCAUGAGAAACAUGACUUGGAGGGACUCAUUGCAACGCUCUGUGACCAGGUGGGACACAGAGACUUCGACAUAGAGAAGAAGCUGAGGCGAGACCUGAAGAGGACUCGGGCUCUGCUGGCCGACGCCCAGCUGCUCCUCUCCACCAUCGACAGCUCAGGCCAGAACGUUCCCACCGCCAGCAAAGAUCAGAUCGAGCGGCUGCACUUCCAGCUGGAGGAGUGUGAGGCGAGGCGGCUGGAGGCUGAGAACGUCCAGAGGACUCUGUCUCAGGAGCUGGAGAACGCACAGCUGGAGCUGGAGAACAUCUGCAAGCAGAAGAGUGUGGUGGAUGAACAGCUGACGCUGCUGCAGCAUGAGAAGGUGGACCUGCUGAAAAGGCUCGAGCAGGACCAGGAAGACCUGAACGAGAUCAUGAAGAAACACAAAGCUCUCAUCGCACAGUCAUCCAGCGAUAUCUCUCAAAUCAGAGACCUGCAGGCUGAACUGGAGGAGUUGAAGAAGCAGAGACACUCUCUUCAGGAAGAGCUGCAGCAGCGUACGUCAAGGGUGCAGUUCCUGGAGUCGUCCACUGUGGGGCGCAGCAUCGUCAGCAAACAGGAGGCUCAUGUAUGUGACCUGGAAAACAAGCUUGAGUUCCAGAGAGGCCAAGUCAAGAGGUUUGAGGUGCUGGUGCUGCGUUUGAGGGACAGUGUGGUGCGUCUGGGGGAGGAACUGGAGCAGAGUGCCCAGGCAGAAGCUCGGGAGAGGGAGAACGCCCGCUACUACCACCAGAGGCUGCAGGAGAUGAGGGUGGAGGUGGAGGAUCUGAGCCAGAGGGAGCAGGACAGCAGCCGGCGGCGGAUGGAAGUGGAGAUGCAGGUGGAGGAGCUCACCACCAUUAGACAGACGCUACAGGCCGACCUGGAGACGUCCAUCCGCCGCAUUGUGGAUCUGCAGGCCGGCCUGGAAGAAGUGCAGUCGAGCGAUGAGAGUGACACUGAGAGCGUUCAAACUGCCAUGGAGUCCUUUACUCGAAAGAAAGACCUUGACUCCGUGUCCAGUAUCGGCUCUGUCGGGACGGAGGAUGUUGGAGAGGGGAUCCGGAGCUGGUUGGGAGCUCCGGGACGAGGAUCCCAUGGCGCCGGCUCUCCCUACAGCAGCCAAGAUGGCCGCCAGUCCGUCACUGACACGAUGAGCACCUACAGCUUCCGUUCUUGCGUGGAUCCUGAUAACGACGGCUCUGAGGUUGGAGGAUCUGGUUCCAGACGUCUCAGCCGGGCCCCGUCCUCAUCGGCGCUGUCUGAGCUGCUGGAGGGACUCCGUAAACGAAGAGCCGGCGGCGAUGCCAGAGACGGAGCUGGCAGCACCGUUUCUCUGCCUAUCUACCAGACGACCGGAGCCUCCAGUUUACGACGGAGAGCCUCCGCCAUGUCCCUGAGCCCAGAGGACGUGGCGGAGCCCCGGCCCGGUCCGAGCAUCCUCAAACCACCCUCCCCUCUGCUCCCACGACGAGCCACCAGUGUCCACUCCAUCACCGACUCUCUGGGAGCCAAACCCUCUCACCUCGGCUCACCUGACUCCUCCUCCUCACUCCCGUCCUUGCCCCGCCUCUCGUCCAUGUCCUCCUAUCUUUCCUCCCGCCAGCCUCCUUCCUUUUCCAUCCCAGAGGAGGGCCUGGCGGAGUCCCUCCGCUCAGCAGCAACCACCAUCCAGCGUUCCCCUCAGAGUCCACGUCGGUGCAUGCUGGGAAGUCUGAUUACAGCAGACGGAGACGAAGCUUCUCUGGGUUCAGCGCCGAUGGUCUUCCAGAGCCGCCGUCUGACCGUGGACCGUGAGGAUGCGGCCUCAGACAUCCUUCCUGCCAUCCGGCGAGCUCAGUCCACCAGCAGCCUGGGCAGCUCCGUCAGAGGCGGAAGGAGGGCGCUGAGCGUCCACUUUGGCGAGCUACCACCCUCCAACCGCAGCAGGAAAGGUUCCGAAACCGACUCUUCCAGCUCCGGCGGUUCAGGAAACUCUCAGGGAAGCAGACCACGACGACGGUUUGACAGCCUGCAGGGGGAGAGGCCGGAGGCGGACGGCAGUGAGGCGGGAGACGUGGCUUCUGUCAUGAAGAAAUACCUCAAGAAGGAGGUCGACUGAAGGUCAGGCUCUGUCUGUUUCCACGUCCAGCUGAGAGCUUCAGAGAGACCGCGAGAGCUGAAGGAAAAAGAAGCUCUAAAAGUACUUCUGUUUGUAUAUGAAUAAAAUGUUCAAUAAACAGUUUGCCUUG
Molecule: messenger RNA, 6794 nt
Organism: Cololabis saira (Pacific saury)
Lineage: Eukaryota; Metazoa; Chordata; Actinopteri; Beloniformes; Belonidae
Product: unconventional myosin-XVIIIb-like
Exons: 44
Coding region: 494-6664 (2056 amino acids)
Cellular component (GO): myosin complex
Molecular function (GO): cytoskeletal motor activity; protein binding; ATP binding
Source: RefSeq, a predicted model, not a curated record